ACCGAGAGACCGAUCACAGUUCUUCACUGUGCUCAAGGGCUGCAGAAGGCAGUGUAGGAUUUACUGGCCUGUUAUUUUCAGUGCAGCAACAACCCUCUGCCUUCUCUAUUCAUUCCUGCUAUUUGAUUGCAGAGGAGGAAUGGAUUUUGAUUUACCUCCUACAUUGCCCUUUGGCGGGAUCCCUUGGGACCGUGUACUGCCCCCCUUGCUGCCUCACCUAAACGGGACCCAAAAAACUGCCUCAUGGACUCCGGCUGAACUGCUGCUUCCAGUUACUGAGCAUGCCGGUGCAGCACAGGUUGUUUGUGACCACAAUGGAUUUACAGUGCAACUUGACGUAAAGCACUUCAGCCCUGAGGAGCUCAUGGUCAAAGUCACAGGGAAUUAUGUUGUGGUGGAGGGAAAACAUGAACAGAAAAAGAAUGGAUCAGGGCUGGUGACCCGGCAGUUUAACCGACGCUACCGCAUCCCAGAUGGAGUGGACAUCAUGGCCCUGCAGUCGGCAAUGUCACCGGAAGGAAUGCUUAUGAUUUCUGCACCCCUGCUACAAGGCGAAACCUCUGGACCACUCACACACUCUAGACCAUAAUGAGUAGACAGACACAUACACUGAUGGGAACAACUAUUCAGACAUUUUGGGUUUUGUUAUGUAAUACGCUUCCAGUUCAUAUACCCACUUUAAAUUUAUACACACAGUUUUUUGACUUUGAUAACAUAGGUAUUGGUAAGCAUAAACAAAGACAUGAUUUAAGAAGGAAAUUGAUAGUAAAAAAAAAAGUUUGAAUUAAUGACAAUAGUGCUGUGUUGCAAAGUCAGCUUUGAGACACCUGUGGUAAGAAGUGAUUUGCUGUUGGCAGCAUUGCGGUUCAGUUAUAGUUCAUUCCUCUUUGAAAACUGUCCCCAGUUCCUCAAGGUCACAAAGGACCCUCUGAUGGACAAGCAAUUUCAUAAUCCUCCAUAAAUUUUCAAUAGAAUUCAAGGAGAUUAUCUAGGCACCUUCACCUUUUGACUAGUCUUGGCUGUAUGGUUGGGGUGAUUGUCUUGUUGAAUAUCAUGAUGGUCUCCACUGUGUACUUCACUAUAGGUACAUUGUUCUUGGGAUUAUAUGCGCAACCUUCUUUCUCCAAGCAUAGAAAGUAUUCCUAUUUUUGUCUGACCAGAGUAUGUUGUUGCAAAAGAUUUCUGAUUUGUAAAUGCUCACAUAUCUUUGUGCUUCUUUUUGAGAGGAGGAGUUUGUGUGGGGUGUGGGAGUUUACUACUUAUUGUUCUUUUUGUAACUGUUGUUCCUGCAGAAUUCAAGUUAACUCUUUUCUAAUGACUGCUCUUCUAUUUGACCUUCUUUAACAUUAGUCAGAGACAGCACUGUGAAAUCUUGUGUGGUGCACCCAUCUGGGGGUGUUUACGGUCUUUGCUAUGGCUCUGUUGCUUUCCAAUUCAAGUGUUGUUUGACAAUGUUGUCUUUGAGAACUUUAGGAAGCUCCCUUAUCUUCACCAUGAUUGCUACUUGUUGCAUGAAACCUUCACAAGCAACAGCAAAGUCUUGUACAACAAUUUUUUUUCAGCACUGAUUUUUUUUAAACAUAUGUUUAAACAUGUGUUUCUGCUUAUGAAUGCAUACGUUUUAUGGUUAAUAUUUAUAAUUACGAAGUCAAAAGACACUAAGUGUGUCUAUUUGUGGAUAUCAUGCGCUGGAAGUAUAUUAAAUAACAAUAACAAAUACAUGUUAAAUACUGAAUACAUGUUUCCCUUCACGGUAUAAUAGGCACUAAUGGGGAGACAUGCCAACAAAUCAACCUGCCACUAUUUCUGUCAUUUUUCCCCCCCAAGCUUUCACCUACACUCAAAUGGAUGAAGUAAAACAGACCAACUCCCCCCGUGCCAAUUCCAAACAUACUUGAUAGCAAGCCAAACUACACAAUAUUAAUCCUUUUUGUUCUAGCAUUUUCAUGCAGCCAGGCUUUCAGGACUGAUGAAGCCUUCUGAUCCUAAUCCAUCUCAAUUUUCAACAUGAUCCAAGUAUACUAAAUCAUUUCUGUUUACUGACAAUGUUUGCACAUAUCAAAGAUGAUGGACUUCUCAGACUCAUCAGUUACAUUAUUAACUGACGUGUGAUGAGUUCAAGACUGUAUAUUUUGCUAAAUAAUUGUUUGUUUUAUAAGUGUUAGGUGUGAAUUAGCAUUCUGUGCACGAAUCUGUUCGAUACACUGUGAAAAAGUCUUUAAAUAUAUUUUUUUUCCAAAGCAGUUUAUUUACAUUGUAAUUAUCUUCACAUAAGUAUUUCACAAAAUAAAUGCACUGUGUAUUGACUUCCAUGAAUAAACAUGAUUGUGUGUUUAA
Molecule: messenger RNA, 2337 nt
Organism: Colossoma macropomum (tambaqui)
Lineage: Eukaryota; Metazoa; Chordata; Actinopteri; Characiformes; Serrasalmidae
Gene: hspb6
Product: heat shock protein, alpha-crystallin-related, b6
Exons: 3
Coding region: 140-589 (149 amino acids)
Biological process (GO): protein refolding; response to heat
Molecular function (GO): protein folding chaperone
Source: RefSeq, a predicted model, not a curated record